Merops nubicus (carmine bee-eater) is the source of this 654-nucleotide messenger RNA. RefSeq names its product type II inositol 3,4-bisphosphate 4-phosphatase-like. Gene Ontology annotation, cellular component: cytoplasm. The record is from RefSeq and is a predicted model, not a curated record. The transcript has 5 exons. NCBI's taxonomy places the organism in Eukaryota, Metazoa, Chordata, Aves, Coraciiformes, Meropidae. Gene Ontology annotation, molecular function: phosphatidylinositol-3,4-bisphosphate 4-phosphatase activity. The annotation marks the transcript as partial.
GUGACUGGUAUGAACAGCUUUAUCCCCUGGUGAUCACACUGAAGGACUGCAUGGGAGAGGUGGUGACCAGGGCGAAGCAAUCCAUGGCCUUUGUUCUGCUCCAGGAGCUGGCUUGUGGUCUGCCACAGUGCUUGAUGCUGACUCUGAGAAGAGAUAUUGUCUUUAGUCAAGCACUUGCUGGAUUGGUCUGUGGGUUUAUAAUCAAAUUACACACGGGUUUACGUGAUCAAGGAUUUUUACAACAGCUUCACACUGUUGGAUUGCUUGUGCAAUAUGAGGGACUCCUUAGUACAUAUAGUGAAGAAGCAGGGAUGCUAGAAGACAUGGCUGUGGGAAUUUCAGAUUUGCAGAAAGUAAUGUUUAAAGUCAUUGAAGCCAAAUCAGAAGAUUUUUUGCCUAUUAUAACUGGAAGGCGUGAACAUUACAUUAUAGAAGUCCAGCUUCCAGCAAAGAUGUUUGAGUUGCUGCCACAAGAGAUUAAAGAAGGAAAGCUCCUUCGCAUGUAUCCAGUACUCUUUAAUGUUGGAAUCAAUGAACAGCAAACACUUGCAGAGAGGUUUGGAGAUACCACAUUGCAGGAAAACAUUAACCAGGAAAACUUAGAACUUCUGAAAGAAUAUUACAGGCUGUUUACAGAAAAAAUGCCUCCUGAUU